CAUAAAAAAAAUAUAAUUACAAAUGGCGUUGUAGACAGAUGUGUUCACGGCCACGAUGGGCGAUGAUUCUUUGAUAUUACGAGAAGAUGGUUAUAUUCGCAUGAACUUUCCUGUUACUUCAUUAACAUACCAUAGUAAUUUGAAUAUAAUAUUGGUGAAGACUGACGUAGGCGGUGUACACGUUUUGGAUGUGAACUCUGGUGUGAUACUACAAUCUUCAUGUCUCUCAGCGGAUGACGGUGGCACGCUCGGGGUCGAGUAUGCGGCGGGUGCGGAUCGUGUGUUCGCCUGGGACAGCAGUGGAGUGGGCGCCCGCACCGACUACAAUGGGGUGCUGCUACUGCACACCGUGCUUCAGCGCCCUUUGCCUUCCUCACAACCGGACAAAAUAAUCAGAAUAGAACUUGUCUUAUCUGAGGCGGUGCUGCUCUACCAAUGCCUGCAGAGCCUGGACGUCCUCUCUAUCGAAGGCUUGACGGACUUCAUAAACAAGCUCAAGAAUGCCAUAGACGCGGAGCCACUGCGGAAGGGCGUCAAAGCACAAAAGUGGAGUACGGUGACAAUAUGCCUGCCACAGUCCACCGUCCGCCUGGUCACAACCGGCGUAGUCCAAGAGCUUAAGGGGCAAAACCGGCGGAUUCCGGCGUUGGCCAUCGCAUCGGCCGUUGGUCAACGCGCUAACGAGCUGGUCCCGUGCUCCCGGGACGAGGACGCCAGGCCGCAGAUGUACUCGGAGGCUGAGAGGAAGGAGACGUUCAAGAGGUGGCCUCAUAUGGACUACAAAUGGGCCCUACCAGCGCGCAUGGCCCAAGCGGGCUUCUACCACCAGCCGUCCCCAAGCGGCGACGACCGCGCCAUGUGCUUCACCUGCCUCGUGUGCCUCGUGUGCUGGGAGAAGUCCGACGAGCCCUGGGUCGAGCAUGAGCGGCACUCACCCAACUGUCCCUUCGUCAGAGGAGAGUACACGCACAACGUGCCUAUAUCGGUCACAAACGCCACGGCCUGCGCGGUUCCCUGCUCAAACGUGACCGUAGUUUCCAAAGGGAACACAGGUGACCUCAUCGCCACAGGCACGACUGAAGGCAAGGUCAACAUCUGGAAGUUUGACUGCGGCCUCAAACUGGUCAAGUAUAUACACCUGUCUCCAUAUGAUUCCAUCUUCAGCGGUAUACUGGCCACGGAUUCCAAUAAAGUGUGGUCGACUUGCAUUGAGAAAGAUACUUCUACCUAUGGCAUUGAACUCACAGCAAUGGCGUUCGUCGGCAUGACGAUAAAACAGGAGACAUAUACACAAGCACAAAACAAUGAGAAUCCCGAGAAAGAGACCAACAGCAACAAAACUAAGCCCGCUCUCAUUUGCGCGGUCAUUGUGACCCGGACUACCUGCCCUUCAGACCAACCUAUCAAAGAAGAUUCCAGCAAAGCACUCUUCGACUACGGAGACAAGUCCAAAGAGAGCGUGCAAGCCAUGAACGAUCAAAACGAAGCAAAAAGCAACCUGACCCCCACAAAUAAAAUGCUCUUCCUCUUAACUUAUGACAUACACAGCUCUUUAGCUGGAUCCAUAACAACAGUUGUACAUACAUCCAACAGCAGCGGUAAUUCCAAACCGGGGGGCAGCAAGAAAGCCUGCGCUGUGGCCCGGACGGACGACGCGAAUAUUUAUGACGAGAUUUACUUCCAGUAUUCAGAUGAGGACACAGACCUCCCGCAGUGCACAAACAGUUUGAUUGAUGAACAGAUUAGUAAUGUUAUCAAUUUGAAUGCUUCGUCCAGUAAAGCAGACUGUAAGAUCUGGGAACCUAAGAAAAUAAUUUACACAAAGCAAUUCAAAGUAUUAACGCCACCACCUCCAACUGUUUUAUUACCCGAGUUACCGGAGUCUGGCCAAGGUAGCAUGUUAGACUUUGUUGGCAAAAUUUCACAAAUGAAGAGUUGGAAGAGUGCCAAUUUGUUGGACUCUGUAGGAACUAAACUAGUGGACCAGACUGAUGCUGUACUGCAACAGGCAGACCCUAUAACACAUUAUCUUAAUAUGAACGGACCUUUAGAAAUUUCCGAUCUGAAGUGGUAUGAGGGUGGGGAUGGGACAGAGAAGGUGAAAGUGACGACUUUCGGCGGCGGUAAAGUGGGUACCCAGACAGCUGUUAGUAACAGUAAUAAUGACGGCUUCGACAGCGAUCCUCCGCAAGAGGAAGUAGUCUCCCCAGGCAUAGCCAUCCAGUGUCUUAGUCUUCCAGCCAAACUUAACCUCAGAGAUGACUCUAGAGUUACUCACCUCCUGCCUACUGAAGAUAAAGAGCAUUUACUUGUAGUCAUAUCGUGUAUAGAGCCUGAGAAAAUCAAAGUAGAAGAAGAGAUGGAUCCAGACGGAGAUGUAAAGAUGGAUAUAGAUGAGAUGGUGGAGCAGCCUGAUAGAACUGACAAGUCAGAUGCAAAAGCAUACUUUUUACUGUUUAAAAUCAAUAACAAAACCUCUAUAUACACUUUGGAAGACAACCCUGUUAGUUACAAGGAGUUACCAUACAGUGAGAGUCCGGUGGACAUUUGUCUGUUACCAAUGGACAAGCACGAGCAGUAUUCGUUCGCGGCGGUCGGCGUCGACGGUAGUUUGAGACUGUACACAUUGCCAGAUUUCAAGAUGUUGUCAGAGAAGCGAGUGUCGAAGGGGCUGUUCACUUCAGUAGUGUACUGCGCGUCAGUGGAACGCCUCAGCGUGUCCACGAAGCAUGGAGUGAUUUACUUCUACGCGUUGAAUAAUGGCGAGAAAGAUUCCACCGGCGACAUCGACGAGGACGAAUUUGCUAAUAUAGAUUUUGACAUGCUACAAAAAGCACCGCGAGAGGAAGUUUGCGGGCCGACGCCUGCGCCCGUGAUCCUCGCCAAUAAAGCUGAUUUGGACAUGGGCGACCUGGAGUCGUUAAUAUCGUUGACAGGUUUCUACGGCACGAACACUACGGUGCCUUACAGCGCGGUGGUGCCUGGAUUCUGGUGCGAGUUGUCGCCUGCUCAGCGUUCGCGGUCUGACCACCAGAACAACAGAACUUGGCGACUGCAGAACACGUCUUCAACGUGGGACGAACACGUGCUGGAGCUCACGCUACCUUACAGCGUGUCACUCGCUCAUAUAGAGUUCGGCUUCACCUUGCACACUACUUGUUCCGUCAAUUUACCGAUUAUUCAAGUCACACUGCUCAAACAAAACCUUCACGGUAUUGGAUAUAAGAAAGACGCGUUUCCGAGUCACAGGUCCGAAUCUCCGCUCCAUUUUCCUGUAAUCGACGCUGACAUGUCGUCCAAUUUGGAGAAUCCUGUAAACAGCGAAGAGUACUUACAGGCGCAUAAUGCUGAAAUACUUGCCGGACCUUUAUUGCUGUCGUCCGGUCUAGAUUUAACGCAACAAUCCGGUACUUUGAUACUGACGAGUCCUAGAUUGUACAGAGCCAGAGGAAGAACUUUUCUUAUACAUAUAAAAACAUUAUUUGACCCGGCUAAAGACAUGACCAAGGGGAUAAAGACGAGCGAGAAUAGCUCUAAAAAGUCCGGAUUUAUCGGUUGCGAUUGGUUGCAUCAGAUUUCAUUGACGGUUCGGUCAAGUCCGCACACUGACGUGCCUAUGGAAAGGCAGCAACGGAUAGCGAUGUUAGAGUCCAAUACGUUUUUGAACACGCUCUUUGAGAUUGUAGUAGGAAAGGGAGAUAGUGAGCGCAAAAAAAUUGCUCUUGAUUUGCUUAUAUGGGUGAUCUCAAUUAGACUGCAAAGGAUGCGGUUAGCGAAAUCGGAGAAAGGAAAAGAUAAGGAUGGUCAAAAUCCUGUCGAGGCACAACAGCUAGAAUGCGUUAAGAUAGUAGAGAAAUUCACAGAUGCACUCAUAAAGAAUUGCAUUUUAUGCGCUAAUAGAAGUAUAGCGAAGAAGUGCGUCAAAAUUAUUCUAAUCACAAGCGAGGGCGUGAAACAACUGCCGAAACCCUGGAAGUGCACAUUCGAGACGUCUCUAGUGGAGUGCCUGACGUCGUGCAUUCCGUACCUCGGCGCGUGCGUGUCCGCUGGCGCGCUGCGCUGGCUGGCGGCGCUGGCGCAGCACGCCGUCACACGCCAGCACGCGGCCGCGCUCGUGGCGCACUGCCGGGCGCUGCUGGAGAGCGCGGCGCGGAGUCUGCGCGAGCGGGGGGAUGUCUACCAUUACUUGUUGCGGGCCAGGUUCGGCUUGUACGGACUGCCAUUAGAGCGAACAAUAUUCUCGUCAGAAGUGCCAGAAUUGGGCCGUGGUAGUUCCACUCCCGUGACUUACGCUAGCGUCCUGGCCGGAGACAGUGGUACGACCACCACGCCCACUACCAAACCGGACUACCAUCUCAAGGAUCUGCUCAAUCUACCACCGGAAACGGACUGCAAGACACCCACGUCAUCAUCAUCGUCGUCAUCGCCCGCGGCGUGGUGGGCUGCCAACAACGGCGUGGGCGUGUUCGGAGCGGGCCUGAGCGAGGCCAUGCCCCUCCACGUGACGUGCCACGUGGCCUCGGACGGCACCAAGCUGGAGUCGCACGGCAGCCGCCACCACCCCGCCGUGGUCAGCGCCAUGCCCGCGCCGCCCGUGCCCGACCAGCACCAGUUGUGGUCCGUGAUGAAAGAGGGUCACAAACAGAACUCUCAAGACCCCGACUCUCUGGAAGACGUGGAGAGCUCUUUGAUGGACUGUGAUCCCCAGGAGAAGUCUGAAUUUUCGGAAGACAAAAUCUUCAAGGAGCACGAGCAGUGCGGCAUCGCGUGGGCGGCGCUGGUGACGCGGCCGCCGCAGCACACGCUGGUGGUGGAGCGCAUGCACUCCGGGGCGCGCCGCUACAUCGUGCUGGACUUCGGGCACACAGUGCGACUCACCGAUCUGAUAAUCCCUUCGUGUUCGGACCUGGUGACGCUAUGCAUUGACAUCUGGGUUACCAGCGAAGAGACCGACAGUGUGAAGUUGGCGUUUGCGACAGAUAUAGCGAGCAAACAUCUCGUAUUGACAGACAUACAGCCGCCACCUCUCUGCCGGUAUAUGAAGAUAACAACUAUAGGCCGCUACGGCAUGUCAGCAAUGAAGUGCAAGAUCCCGCUGGGUUGGUUCUACGGCGAGAUCGCAGACAUCGCCAACGUGCAGGCCUCGGUCAACGCGCUCAACGCGCUGCAGCAGGACCUCACGUGCCGGUUCAGACUAGCAACGGGCAAACUAAUGGACCUUCUCAACCCAUACCUGGAAAUGUACAACGGCAACGCGGCCCACAUGAUGGCCUACCUGAACCUGGCCAACGACAGCGACCCCAAAGUGGUCGCCGCCUACCAGGAGUGCAUAGAAUUACAACAACAAUUGCACACAUGCAACAACAUAUUGAAGAAACUGCAGAAUAAUUCCGAGUGCGAUGAACAAGUUUUAGAUAUGAUAAACAAAGGGAAAGUCACGUCGGAAGCGCUCUUGGAACGAGCGUCGACGGAUAAGUUGAGAGUUAUUACGGAGAAUGUGGUGGAUAUGCUGUUGUAUUUCUACUUCCAAAUGGGCGAUGUGCAAUACGGCGAAGUGAGCCAGGAGUGGUGGAGCGCCGUGUGCCCGCUGCUGUGGCAGAGCGGGCCGCGCGGCGCGGCGGCGCUGGGCACGCUGGCGGCGCGCGCGGCGGGCGCGGCCGCCUGGUGGGGCGCCGCGCUCGCCGACACGCUGGCCGCCGCCUUCGCCGCUGCGGAUGCGCCGCCGCUGGCGCUCGACAGAUGUCUAGUGCUCGUGAUCUACAUGGCCCGCAAGAGCCUCUACUCGUCAUCCUCGGUGGAGAACGGGCCGGCCGCCUCGCUGGCGAACCGGACGAUGUCGCUGCUGAGCUCGUGGCGGGGUCGGGGCCGGGCGAGACCGAACUCGGCGCUGCUCGCCGCGUUGCUCACAGCGCUCGCCGCGCUGUUGGACAGCGUGUGUGUUAGACAUACCAGAUGGGACUGGGUGACCGGCGGGCGGGCCGGAAGCGGAAGUGACAGCCCCCGCGCUGAGUGUAAACUGCACCAUCACAGGAAAUACCACAAGAAGCUGCUGCAUCAGGUGCAGGAGGUGCGCGGCAAGCAGCUCAAUGAACAACAGCGCGUAAAAGCUCGCAUGGCGAUGUUCGGCAAGCGUGGCUCCACCACCAGCGGCGUCAAGUCCCCCGGCGAGACAUGUCCGCGUGCCCCCCGCGCCCCCCGCGUCAUCCCCCCCGCGCUGGGGGCGGCGCUGGCUUCGGCGUUAGUACAACACAUGCUGACUGCCGACAGCUCUACAGAUACCGACGUGAUGCUGCUCUGUGCUAAGGUGGUGGGGCGGCUGUGCGCGCUGUGCGGCGGCGCGUCGCUGCUGGAGCCGGCGGGCGUGCUGCGGCUGGCGCGGCUGGCCGUCACGCUGCCCGCCUGGCCGCGCCACGCGCUCACCACGCUGCUGCAGGACCUGAUGGAAUACGAGACUGGUGGCGUCAACACGGCCAGUAGCGAGGGCGAGUCCAGCAGUGAGGAAUCCUGGGGCAGUGGAGCCUACAGGCUUCUGGACAACAGCUGUUCUGGCAAGGCGCUCCGGAGGCAUAAGGGCGCUUCUGUCGCCGAUGUGUUAGCCGAUAGUUUUGGGCUGUCGAAGACAAUCGCGUUCAACAAGCCCAAAAACCCCAUGGGUUUCACAAAUAUUAUCAAGGACAUGGAAGAUCAGUUGACCGCAGAGUCUGACGACUCUGAAUCAGAUGAGAAAUAUCUCCAAUACUUUUUAGACGCGGUCAAGGAGACCAAGAUGAAGCCGUCCGUAGACAAUUCUACUAGCGUGGUAUCAAGCUGCACAGAUGCUCGUUUAGAAAGCGGUGCGGGCGGAGCCGGGGGCGCCGGUGGGGCGGGGGAGGCACUAGCACGUCGUGCGUUACUGGCCACCGGCGGCGCACUGGCCAUCGCCGUGCGCUCGCCGCCGCCGCCGCCCUCCCCGCCGCCCGCCGCCGGCGCCGCCCCCCGCGGCCCGCCCUCCCCGCCGGCCGGGGGCUCCUCGUCGCCGGUGACGUCACCGCCCGCCUCCAGACCGCAUCCGCCGCUCACGCACACGCUGUAUGACGUGUUUCGCCAUUUGGCGCUCGAGUUUCAUUAUCAGAUGGACUGCACGUUCAUGGAGAACGUGGUGUCGCUGUGGCUGACGCUGAACGGGUCGUCGUGGGGCUCGUCGGGCCCGUGGACGCAGGCCGCGCUGGCGCUGCCCUCCGACACGCCGCGCCUGCGGCUCGCCUCGGACACUGUCAACGCGCUGCUGCAGUCUCUAUGCACGUUAGAAAACAUAUCACUAAGAUGCUGGGUACUCUCAAUGUUAGCCCUAGCGUGGAUCGCAUCUCUACCGUUACAGACUGAAGGCAAUUCCCAGACGAUGGGCCGCGUGAUACUGGAGUGCGAACACUUCGUGCCGGCCAUGGUGAAGUUCAUCACGAUGAACGUCAACACAGACGGCUGCGUCGCCAGCUCCGAACCUUACCUCGGCGGCGUCAGCAUCGGCGCGGGCGCGGGCGCGGCGCUGGCGCUGCAGUCGGUGCUGUCCCGCGUGGUGUGCACGCGCGGGCCGGGCGGCGCGCUGGCCGCGCUGCGCGUGGUGUGCGGCGUGUGGCGCGCGGGCGCGGGCGGCGCCGUGGACCUGCAGCACACGCUGCUGCGGCUCAGCCAGCCGCUGCUGCACGUGCUGGACGGCCGCCACGCGCACCACGCGCUGGCGCUGCUCGACACUGUCGCCCACCAAUCAGCAUUAUGGGUCCGAGAGAGCAGCGCCCGUUGCUCUGAAAGCGGUUCCGACGCCCGACUGUCCGGACUGUUGGCUGACGUGCUUGCGGGAGGAGCCGGUGGGAGGCGAGCUCCCCUGCGGAGAUCCGUGCUGUCUCAGCUGCUGCACUACUGCUACCGGCUGCUGGCCGUGCCCCUCCACAACCAGCAGCAUGCCUCGAUGUCAAGUCCGAACGUGUCGACGAGCGGGGAGUCAUCGCAGUCACAGUCUCAGUCGCAAACCGACGAGAGCAAAGCGCAGAACAGCCAAUCAUCGGACACUACGAAUGUGGAAGACGAGAGGAAACAGCUGGCGGCCCGGCCGCCGUGUGUGGCCGAUACAGUCUUACAGCAUCCCCUGAUUAUGAUGAAAUUCUACAGAACGUUGUCUUUGUGCGAUGGAAUGAAUAGCCUUAUUAUAAAUUCAGGCAUGGGUAACGAACCAACAGCGGAAUACUCGUCUUUGAAGGAGGAGGUGUUCUUGUUGGUGGCGCACAUGGCCAAUGUGGCGUCCAAUCCGGCCCUCAUGGUGCCAAGUCUCAUGGAGUUCCUCAGGCGAGAGGAAGUGGUGAACCUAUCGCAAGCCAUGCAGCAGCUGAUCGUGCGCCUGCUGGACAAGCCCGAGGCGCAGGCCGCCUUCGUGGAGGCUGGCGGCCUCACCCUGGCCGUGGAGAAACUCACGGCGCAGCAUCAGUCGGGCCCGAGCGCCGGCCAAGGUCUGGUGUCCUCGCUGAUGAACUACCUGAAGCUGCCUCCGCAACUCAUCAACUUGUCCACCCCGGCCUGCAACAAGAAGAGCCAGCCCGCCAUCGAGACCAGCGGGGGGCUCAUCAACAUAGCGCCGCUGUGCACUGUGGCAUGCGCGAACCCAACCGCGCAACAAGCGGAAGUGCUGCUGGAGGGCGGCGCGGCGGGCGGCCGCGGCGCGUGCGCAGCCAGACGCAUGCGCGCCGCCGCCUGGUCCUACCACUUCUUCAGCGCAGACGACGCGUCUCUAGCACUCACCUUGACAUUGCCGUAUGCGGCCAUGUUGCAUGAGCUGCAUUUACAGCCCCACCUUACUAGUUUAGCCACGUGUCCCGGUGCGGUGGCAAUCGAAGCCGGAUGCGGCGGUACUUUGGCCCCACUCGGACCUCCACAAAAUACAGCGGGCAUGACAUCCAUCCGACUGGUGGUCACACGACCCGUCGUGUGUACCACUGUACAAGUGAGACUGUACAAACCGCGAGACUCGUCCAAUAUGGGCUUGCUACAGCUGAAGUUAUUGGCUGAGCCAGCCUUCAAUAAACAGCAACCUGGUGGACAUAAUACGAACAACUGGGCGUCCGUAGUGUCGGCGUGCAGCCGCAGCGCCCUGUUCGCGAGCCGCUGGGCGCCGCUGGCGCGCGACGGCGCGCUGGGCGCGCUGUGCGCCUGCGUGGUGGCGGGCGGCGCGGCCGGCGCGCACGCGCAGCACGCGCUGCUGGCCGCCGCGCGCGCCGCGCCCGCCGCCGCGCCCGCCUUGCUGGCCGCGUUGCUGGAUAUGGACGCGCAGGCGCAUGCUCAUGCAUUCCAACCAUCUACCGGCUUAGGCCGGGCAAACGGCAGCAUGAACGCCGUGUGCGAAGUGGUCCGGCAACUGUGCCGGGUGUCCGGCGAGCCCGCGGUGGCGCGGCGGUACCUGGAGUGGCUGUCCUCCGCCGCGGAGAGCUGGCUGCGCAGCCGCGCGCCGCCCGCCGCCGCGCUCACACACACGCUGGCCGAGGUAUUGUGGACCCUCAAAGAAGAGAAGAUACUGGACAACAUCGAGCAGCUGAUAACGGAUGACCUCUUCGAGUUGGUGUACACCUGGGUGCAAGACGUGCCUGAUACUAGUUUGUUGAAAGAAGCGCUGGAUGCAGUUUUAUGUUCGAUGUGCUACAUACGACCGGAGUUGUUUAGAAUGUUACUGGAACACAUGGAUAUACCAUUGGACAACGAUGAGAGCAUGGAAGGCCUUACGGACGACACGAAGAGUUCUCCCCUGGAAAGAUCAGCUCCAUCGGCGUGCUCGGCGUGGGCGGUGUCCGGCUGGCAGCUGCAGACGGUGGGCACGUGCGCCAUGUCGCCGGCCGCCACGCUGCAGCUGCUGCACUGCCGGCUGCCGGGCGACGCGGUGCGGGCGGUCUCAGAAUUCAGCGAAACAAAAUUAGCACAAAUCAAAGAACAGUUGGGUAGCUCUAGAGAAGAUGUUCAAAUGAUGGACGAGAAGGAAGCAAGCCAAACCAGGACUGAUCUACCGUCAAUGCGUCGAGUGUGCCAGCUGGUAGACUGGAUGCGACUACUGUGCGUGGAGAGGAGACUGAAAGACUGGCUCGGCUCGGAAGGCGCCGUGUUCUGGAAGCCGUUGCUGAGGCUGCUGUGCCAUCCCAGACCUCCGGAGAGCACGUGGCAAGAAGCCGCCCAAUACGCGCAGUUGGAAGAGAACACGAUCCGAUUGUUUGCAGAGCUGACGGUCUGCCACUCUGCCAACCAGAAACUAUUCGCGGCCACGUUGCAUCAUAUCCUAGAGACGUUGAGUUGUGUCGGUCCGGAGGGCAUAUCGGGGUUCACGCGCGCGCUGAUCCUGCGGCUGGUGCUGUCGGACGAGCGCGCGCGCGUGGCGCUGCGCUGGGCGGGCGCGGGCUGGGGCGCCGCGCCGCGCCACCCCGCCGCGCGCCACCACGCGCUGCUGCGCCUGCCGCUGCGGCUCAGCGUGCGCCAGCUGCUGCAGGACCACCGCCCGCCCAUGCCGCUUAUCGACGAUACCGCCAAACUGCCCACCGGCACGAGCGGCAACAGCUCCGGCGGGUCCGUGCUCCGCAGCGCGUCCGACCCCGCCAUCAUGACGGUGUACGACGCCUGGGAGCUCACCAUGGCCGCGGCCAGCGCCUCCAAGGACAAGAGGGUCAAAGACGUCAAGAACACGUCCCUGAAACAGCAGAACAACAAGAAGAGGCAGUCGAAGACCAACGACGCGUCUGUCAUGUCUAUCACUGAUGAACUAAUAGAGACCACGAUCCUGGUGCAAGUGGCGGGUAUCGAGGGCUUCGUGCCGGCCAGCAGUACGCUGGCUCAGCUGGCGGCCGCGUCUCCGCACGUGUUCGGCCCGCACUUGACGCUCACGCUACAUUUGAAUAUCAACGGUGCAGGACCUCGGUGGGAAGGCGGGUCCAGCUCAAACGCUCCAAGCAGCCAAAGCGCCAGCACGCCCCCCAGCCCUUGCCCCGGGCCGGCCGCCGCGUCCAGCGCCGUGCUGAAGGAGUUCGGCGCGUGCGGCGGGCUGGCGCUGGUGGCGGCCCGCCUGCCGCGCCCGCACGCGCCGCCGCCGCCCCCGCCGCAGGCCACGCAUCACCAUCACGACCUGGACUGGGUCAAACUGGACGAUCCUUAUGCCGAGGAGGUGGUAGAACUGGUGAACAGCGGCAGCGGCGGCGGCAGUUCCGGCGAGGAGAGCGGCUGCGCGGGGGUUCCUGCGCACGCGCUGGUGGCGCUCGGGCUGCUGCUGAAGCUGCCGGGGUACGCGGCCGCGCUGUUGGAGGGCGGCGGCCGCGCCGUGCAGCUGCUGCGGCUGCUGCUCGGCGUCACCCACGACGAGGAUGGCCGAAGCAUCAUAGUCGGCGGGGGUAACAGCAACAGCGUGAACGGCAACUGGUCGCUGGGCACAUUACCGUUCAGGGUGGUGUCUCAGCUGCUGGAAGCGGCACCACUGACUUCCCCCGAAGGCAGGGAGCUGCGGCAGUCUCUGCUGACGCUGGGCGCCGUGCGGCUGGUGCUGGCGUGUCUCGCCGUGUUCUCCCACCAUCAUACACCGUGCGAUAAUAGUCAAACCUCCAACGGGUCAUCGGCGAGUAAGUCCGAGGAGAAGAGCCAGCAGUACUGGGCCAAGGGCACCGGGUUCGGCACCGGCUCGACCCAGCAGUCGUGGAACGUGGAACAAGCGCUGGUGCGCCAGAGGACGGAGGAGGAACAGGUCACGGUGUUGUUACAGGUGUUAGCGUCAUAUAUGAAUCCCGGCGAGAAAUGGCCUCCCGAAGAGAGUCCACAGGAAGAGACGUCGAACAAGAGCUCUGAAGAAGAGGAGAGUGAGAGUGAAGACCACAACCUGCCGCAAGAGUUCAUUGAUCUCAUCGCGGGCAGCUCGCUGGUGCCCGCCAUCUGCUCAUAUCUCAGGAAUGAUUCAGUGUUGGACAUGUCGCGCCACAUCCCGCUGUACGUGUGCGUGCUGCGCUGCGCGCGCGCACUGCAGGCGCUGCGCUGCGCGCGGCUGCGGGCGGCGCUGCGGCCGCUGCCGCGCCUGCUGCGCCAGAUGUCGCGCACCACCAACUCCUACGCCACCAAGCUCAGAAUGAGUAAAAAGAAUAUAUUCGGUAAAAUGACGUAUAGCCAAAGAUUUAGUACUUCAAGUAAUUCAGAAUUAUCCGAAGAAGACGAAGGAUUAGCGUCGCUAAUAGCAGAUAUACAGGCGACGUCGGCGCUGAUGUGCAGCGGCAGCGGCGAGCUGGAGGCGGGCGGCGGCGCGCGGCCGCUGGGCGGCGCCGGCCGCGAGGCGCGCUACAUCGACCUCAUGCGCACCAUGCAGUUUGAGACGUUCGAGAUGCUCGCCGAGUGCCCGGAGAGCGGGUUCAAGUUCACGGUGCCGUACCACUUCGAGGGCGCCGUGCGCGCGGCCGGCGAGCGCGCGCACCCCGCGCGCAUGAAGCGGCUGGCGCAGGAGGCCGCCACGCUGGCCACCAGCCUGCCGCUCUCCUACUCCUCCUCCGUGUUCGUGCGCACCGACACCGACCGCCUCGACGUCAUGAAGGUGUUAAUAACGGGCCCGUCCGACACGCCGUACGCGAACGGCUGCUUCAUCCUGGACGUGUACUUCCCGGCGGAGUACCCGGCCGUCCCCAUGCUCAUCAACCUGGAGACCACCGGCAGGCACUCGGUGCGGUUCAACCCCAACCUGUACAACGACGGCAAGGUGUGUCUGUCUGUGCUCAACACGUGGCACGGCAGGCCCGAGGAGAAGUGGAACGCGCACACUUCUAGUUUUCUGCAGGUGCUAGUAUCGAUCCAGUCAUUAAUCCUGGUCCCGGAGCCGUACUUCAACGAGCCGGGCUACGAGCGCAGCCGGGGGACGAGGGUAGGCAGCAGCGCGUCGCUGGAGUACAACUCCAACAUCUAUCAGGCCUGCGUACGCUGGGCCAUGCUGGACCAUCUGCGCAGCCCCGAGCCUUGCUUCAGGGAGGUGAUCCAAACUCAUUUCUGGAUAAAACGCAACGAGAUAAUGCAGACGGUCGCCAACUGGAUCACGGAGCUGGAGACGCAGACCGGCGACGAGCGCACGCAGCGCACCAUUCAGCUCAACCUCAUGGCGCUCAAACGGCACUACGUGAAGCUGCAGGAGGAGCUGAGCAAGCUGCCGACGCCGGCGGGGCUGGAGGACCUGGAGCAGCCCUUCAGCGCGCCCGCGGCCGGCGCCGAGCCCGACCACGACAUGGAGAAGAUCGUCGCGCAGGUGCUCGAGUGAUCACACCCUUUACUUAGAGCUUUACUCUUCCUAAACAUUUAUUUGUAAUACGACCUUUCUUUUUAUAGUCUUUUUUAGUAGGUUUUACUUAGACUAGUGGGACCUCUGUUUAGUUUAACACGUAUUGUGAUACUAAAAUGGGCCCGCGUGGCGCCCGGUAAGCUAUUUAAGACGGUGAUAGAUGACGGGCGGACGACGUUGUAUUAUAGUAGGUGAGCUCGCGCCGAGUCGCCGACUCGAGUCGAUCGACUACUCACGUAAUCGAUGCAUCGCGGCUCGAUUGACGCGCUCGAUGUUGUGUAUAAUAAAAUAUAAUUUGGUGUACAUAAAACUAAUGUGUUUUAAUUGUUUCGGUAUUAAGAAUAUAUUUUAACGAUAACUCUGAAAGAGUGGGCGAGCGUCGUCGACGCCGCGCAGAUCUAGUAAAUUAUUAUAUUAUUUAACACGCGCUUGAUGAUUGAAAUUAUGUAUACUUAGGCCUAGCCGACACGGUUUUAAUGAUGACUGGGUUUCAUUCGCGGAUGAGCUGACAAUAAGCGCGGCCAGCACUGCGCUGUGUAUAGGGGUCACUAGGCGGAGCUCCCGCUGGUUCGCGGCCGGGAGUGACGGGCGACCUUAAUUGUUAUAUUUGACUGUGAAUUUCGGAAUGUAAAUAAAAAUUUAUGUUAUCGCAA
This is a messenger RNA of Amyelois transitella, 13947 nucleotides long. RefSeq names its product baculoviral IAP repeat-containing protein 6 (gene Bruce). The transcript has 60 exons. Gene Ontology annotation, cellular component: nucleus. NCBI's taxonomy places the organism in Eukaryota, Metazoa, Arthropoda, Insecta, Lepidoptera, Pyralidae. The coding region runs from base 56 to 13273 and encodes 4405 amino acids. Gene Ontology annotation, biological process: apoptotic process; negative regulation of apoptotic process; regulation of cytokinesis. Gene Ontology annotation, molecular function: ubiquitin conjugating enzyme activity; protein binding; cysteine-type endopeptidase inhibitor activity. The record is from RefSeq and is a predicted model, not a curated record.